Messenger RNA from Pseudomassariella vexata, 1778 nucleotides. RefSeq lists its product as uncharacterized. The record is from RefSeq and is a predicted model, not a curated record. NCBI's taxonomy places the organism in Eukaryota, Fungi, Ascomycota, Sordariomycetes, Amphisphaeriales, Pseudomassariaceae. Bases 1 to 1680 code for a protein of 559 amino acids. The transcript is spliced from 3 exons.
AUGGCUCGACUUUCACAUUCGACUCACAACUCGACCUCAGCUGGCUCAAUGCCUCCUCUGUGUCCUGCUGACAACACCACCUCGACUGGCGCUAUGAAUGCUACUCACUCUCAGCCCAAGGACAAGGGCAAAGGAGAAGCUGUCGUCACACCAAAGAACGAGGACAAGGGAAACGCCGGUGCUACACCUCAUGCUCCUGGUUCUUCCAGCUUGUCUAGUAUUUCUACACCGGAUGCUUCGUUCGAAGGACUCGAAUGGUUUAAUGCAGGCAAUGAUUUCCCAGCUGAUGAUAACCCGACCCGACCCAACCAGGCUGCUGCUGCCCCACGUGCUCCCAGUCUGUCCAUGUCGACUUGUUCAUCCAGCUCUUCCGACUCGAAAGAGGGAGGCGCUCCCAUCGAUGCAGGCCAUGAUUUCCACGUUGGCGACUCGAAUCAAGACAUGAACGAGGCCACGGAUCAUGAUUCCGAUGCGGACGACUCGGAUGACGAUGACCCCGCUGGCGACUCGCUUUUGUCCAAGGUCGCCCCUUUCAUGAGACUCGAUCCGCCCAGGACUAUUUUCAACAGCCUCGAUCAGUUUCUCCAGGAAAAAGGCGUCACCGACGAGAGUGACCGCUGCUACGUCACGGGCGCCCAGUUUGGCAUAGGCCUCGGCGUCAUGGAGAUGAGGAAGGUCCUCGUAGAAGAGCUAGAGAGAGCAGGCACCAUCUUCGGCCUCCCCGUGCCUCUCGACCACCCGGGCCAGACUCGAGCUCAGCAGCGCCGCGCCAUCGAAAAGGGAGACAAAAGCCGAGGCUUGCAGGCCGCCCAGUACGCCGGCAGGAAGUACAUCGAGUUUACUCUGAACACCCGUGAAACUCACGGCCUCAAGAGAAAGGUUGACCCCCGCGAUGCUCCCGCCAAUGUUCCCGCUAAGGCUCCCGUCAACGCCAAUCGCUCGGUCAAUCCUCAUCUAAGCUCUCCCAACACUCCCUUCGUGAACCUCCGCGAUCUCAGCAUUCACGGUCCGGCCUACCGAACCCUUCAACAGGAUUCGUCGCAUAAGUCCAUGACGUUCGACCACACAUUCGCCACGGCAAACGACGGCAAGUGCAAGGGAUGGCUCUCAGGCAUGAACGACAACACCACUGUCAGCGGCCGCGACGCCAACUUCCGCCCCACGCCUCCCCAGCCCUUCCGCCUUGGCGCCCCGGCCGGCCCCCGUGCGACGCAAACUCGAGGCUACAGUCCCACCGCUCCGACGCCCAGCCAGCCUGCCGUUAACCUCGCUAUUGGUCGAGGCCAGAUGAUGUCGCCUACCGCUUUUACGCUGCCCGGUCCUCGUGGAGCCCAACCGGGAACGCCUACCCCCACCACCUCGGGACUUGGAAGCCAGAGUGGCCUGAGACGGAAUCGCCCUUCGCCUUUGAGACUUGAACCUCAGACUGGCCAGACUCUCACUCGGCCUUCGCCUUUGAGACUUGAAGCUCAGGUUGAUAGGUUACAGGCUCAGUCUUCGUCCAAUAGCCCGCCCGCUUUGCAGAACAACGGGCUAGGGUUGCACGGCAUGACCACCCGCUCUCAGCACAGUACAACAAGCAUGAGGUUGUCCACGAGGAACUACCCAGCCCACACGACCUAUCGACCUAUCGACCUUUCACAUUUGCACAACCCCUUCUUUGUUUUGGUUUUCGUUUGAGAUUUGGCCCCUAAUUCUUUACACUCGCAGAAGGAAGGAUAUACCCAACGUGGUCCUUCUCAUUUUAAAUUUCUCAGGUCGUUUUGAGCUAGGAGAGC